Molecule: messenger RNA, 975 nt
Organism: Tetrahymena thermophila SB210
Lineage: Eukaryota; Ciliophora; Oligohymenophorea; Hymenostomatida; Tetrahymenidae
Exons: 1
Source: RefSeq, a predicted model, not a curated record
AUAAUUUUCAUUUAUUAAGAAUCAUUCUAAACUUCUAUUAUAUUUUUUCUAGAUGAUUAUUUUAUUAUGUUUAAUUAUUUCUAUUGUCAUUUAAUCAUUAUAAAAAAAAGGUUUAAAAAUGAGCUCUCUCUUAUGAAAAACAAAAUAAAAAAUAAAUUAAAAAAUAUAUAAAAAGAGCUAAUCAAAAUUACAAAAUACUUAAAUAAAUAAUUAAUGUUCCUUUCUCAUACUUCUAGAUACAAUCCUUUUGAGGAGUUUAACAGAGCAUUUAAUUCUUUCUGGGAUGAAGAUUUCUCUGAUUAUUUUUCAACAAUGAGAACUCCUUUUAAUAUUUUUGAUAGAAAAAUUUCUAAAGAAGAAUAACUUAGAAGAAGACUUAACAGUCUUCAUAACUAAGAGAAUGAAAUUAAUCAUUAUAUUAAAUAAUAUGAGUCUUAAAUUGAAUAAUUAAAGAAAAACAGAGAUCAAGUUGAGAAAAAAAGAAACGAAAUUACAGAUUAAAUUGCAAGAAUUGCUGAAGAAAAUAAAAAGAUAUAAGAAAAUAAGCAAAAUAUUGCUGCUUAGAAUAGCGAGAAAUUUGAUAGCUCUGACCAGCUUAAAUCAGAAAAUCGUGUAUUUAAGAGAGUCCAUUAUAUUUCAGAUGGAAUGGAGAUUGAAGAAUAGUAUGACAGUACUAAUCCUAAAAACUGCUACAAAAUAAUAAGAAAAUAAGGUGAAAUACCUUAAGUCAUCAGUAAUCAAUCUAAUCCUUAAAUAGAGUAAAAUAAAGCUGAAUAAAAGGUAUAAUCUUAAUAAACUUAAUCAUAAGAAGAAAUUCCUACUGAAAAACUUGGAGACGGUCUUGACGAAAAGCUUGAAUAGCUAUCUAAAAUAACAGGAAAAUCUUAAAAGGAUCUUAGAAAUUUUAUGCUUGAAAACAAAGAGCUUACUCUAGGAUAGCUUUAUGACAAACUUAAUGAAUAAAAAUAAUCUUGA